AUGGCGGUCUUCUACCACCACAAGAUGUUUUCGUAUACCAUGGCUCUCAAAGACAGCAUUGAUUCAGUAAGAACGUACAUGGAGCACUACCGCAAAGAUAAUGCAGCAUUCCAAGGAAUGGUCAACCAGGCUAUCCCCGUCCUCUACUACGCCAUCGGUAGAAACUCGCCGGAGAUGGUGAGCCUCCUUCUUGAGUAUGGAUUCAGUCCGGAGGGUUGUAUCAACACGACUCAUUUCAUUCCUGCGCUCGCGUUCGCCGUCAUACAUGGCCAUCUACAGCUACAAGACACGACCGAGAUUGUAAAGGUGUUACUUGCAGGCGGUGCUGACCCAAAGUCCAUACCAGAGGAUAUGUGGCAACGUUACUUGGAACAGCCUUCGGAGGAGCGUCCGACCACCGUGAAUUAUACGGCAGCGUUCCUUCAGUGGUGCGGCAAACGCACACGUACCCAUCUAGCACACGGUCUCAAUCUUACGCAGCGAUACUACCUCCACAGAGCCAACUCAGCAAGGCCCUUUGAACCCAGGGAGAUAUCUGAAGCCAACCUUCAUGAUGCUGAGGGUAUUUUAAAGCUCGCUUACCGUAUCAUUGGACAGCUUCCCGUACUCCACGACCUUCAGCAGCAAAUUCUCAACCAGAUAGCGUCCAAUGUAGACAACCCAGCUGCCCUAGUCAUGGUGUUCGCCGGGCCCCCAGGACACGGCAAGACUGAGCUUGCAACGCAGCUUGGAGGCCUGCUGCGUGUCCCAACUACAACCAUUGUAUGCUCACAGAUGAACACCGACACGGAGCUUCUGGGUUCAAGGAACGGUUACCACGGUUCGACACAGGGCUCUACCCUCAACAACCACCUCUCAGACAACAUCGGCGAGUGUUCGGUAGUCUUCCUCGAUGAGUUCGACAAGAGCUCGCAAGCAGUCUACAACGCGCUUCUCACGAUCAUGUCAGAAGGCGAAUAUCAAGAUCGAAGGCAGAAUCGGAUGAUCGAUUGCUCCAAAAUUAUCUGGGUUCUGGCAAGCAACUUGGGCGACGAAGCGAUCACCACGUACUACAAACGUCACCUGGAGCACUUGACGGAUGACCAAAAGCAGAACGUCAAUCUUACGCCUCUCUUGCGUCAGCUUGCGGGUAUCUACAAAGGACGCUGGGGAGCCGCAUUCGAAUCGCGCAUCGACUGUAUAGUUCCUUUCUUCCCCUUCUCGCCCGGCGAGCAAGCUGUCGUAGCGCACAAGUUCCUCCGCGCCAAUGCCGCAAGUGUACGCAAAGACAUCGACUUGCGCAAAGAAGUCCGACGACACAUGGGUCACUGUCACAUCGGCCUUCAAGAAGACGGCAAGCUUUGCAGCCAUAUGGCUGAGCGAGGGUACGACGUCAGCUCUGGGGCGCGCGGGCUAAAGCAGGAGGUGAGGAAGGUCCAGAUUAUGGCCCGCAAGGUAUACAACACCAUUCCUAAUCUGGUAACGGAGUCGUCCAAUAACGGCCCGUUGGAGAGGCUGGAGGUCAAGCUGAUGCCCACUGGUCAUAAGGAGAAUGAGGUUGGGGUGAUCCUGAAGCGGGAUUGA
This is a messenger RNA of Alternaria hordeiaustralica, 1563 nucleotides long. RefSeq lists its product as uncharacterized. The record is from RefSeq and is a predicted model, not a curated record. The coding region runs from base 1 to 1563 and encodes 520 amino acids. Gene Ontology annotation, cellular component: cytoplasm; mitochondrion. The transcript has 4 exons. NCBI's taxonomy places the organism in Eukaryota, Fungi, Ascomycota, Dothideomycetes, Pleosporales, Pleosporaceae. Gene Ontology annotation, biological process: cellular response to heat. Gene Ontology annotation, molecular function: ATP hydrolysis activity; ATP binding.